GCGCGGCAGCGAGCGAUAGUCGCUAGUCAGUAGUCACUAGUCACGUCACUCACGUCAGUAGUGUCGACAUGGAGGAGGCGGGCUUGUCGAGUGAGCGGAUCGCUUCACCACCCUGGAACAGCCUCCUUCCUGACGUGCUCUCCGUCCUGGUGUACCUGCAGGACGCUGACGGGGGUGUGCAGGCGGUGAUGUGCUGCGAGGGCGGCACGGUGAGGCUGCCCAGGAGGACGAUAGGCCAUGACUAUAACGCCGGCACGUCAGCCCAGUCAAGGGACACUCCACUCCCCCAGCUGGCCCAGAGCAUUGCAGCGGCGGCGGCGGGCAUUCCCCCACCACCACGCUGGACCCCUCAACUCCUCCAGCUGAGCAAGGUGUUUGAUCCUGUCAUGAAGCGACACUAUCACCACUAUGUGUUUGCCUUCCCUGUUGACGCUGCCACCUGGAGCAAGGUGGAGGAUAAUUCAGUGAGGCAGAAGGUGAGCCUGGAAAAGCUGAAGACAAGCCAUGUGGAGAGGAGAGAGGUCGUGUGGCUGGUGGAGCGCAUUGCUAGGCGGGUGGUGGGUGCCCACAUGAAAGAGGUGAGUGCAAGUCAGCUGUGGCAGGAGAUGGACCAAGCACAGAGUGAGGAGGAGCUGCUGAGGUCUUCGGGUUUCAAGGAACAAGAUCUGGAGCUUAUUUCUGGGGCAUUUGUGAGGUGCAGUUACCCCUACACCACUGUCUGCCUGGGGGACGUCAAGCAGCUCCUGGGAGACCUCGGCUGGCAAAACAGGGAGGAGGACAUCUUUAGGGCACUGGACAGACAGAGAACUGGUGAGCUCUCUCAUGUGGAUUUUGUGCAUGGGUUAGUGGCAAUGGACCCAAUGACACCACACGGCAAGCGUCCCGGUGAAAUCAGGUCUUGGUACAUCUUCAGGUACUAUGACCAGGACAGCAACAGUGUGUUGGAGAAGGAGGACAUCCACAACUUGGUGACAGACUUAGCAAAGCUGCAGGGACAGGACAGCUCUGCACUGGCCAUCACUGAGAGGACCAAGGCAGCACUGGAAGUAUUUGCAGCCUCAGAUGACAGCUGUGUGGUUCCCGAGGGCUUUCUGAGUGCUAUUGGUACCCUACAGUUUCGAGGAACUUCACUACUCUUCAGAGCCUCCACCGCCAUCAUUCCCUACAUGGUGUGCAAGUUUGGAGUGGUCAGUCCCCGUCGCAAGAGCCCCCUGAAAGACUCUCCCAAGGGUCACGGUUCUACAAGGGGGUUGAAGAGGAUCAAACGCGACUGUAGCACCUCCCCACCCACCCACCACACCGGCUCACCCAAGAACUGCAUGGAGGAGAAGAGCUGUCAGAUGGAGGUGGACACCAACUCCCAAGCCUCCAUUCCGCUGAGUGAUGGAGCGUUCCAAAGCCCAGGCAACCGUCGGUACACCCUCGCUCAGCACACUGUGAAGGUGCGACGCUCUGGACAGAUCAUUGACACACAGCUGCUGCUCGACAUGGAACGUGCUGGAGAGGUAUCAGACACAGGCUUUGACGUGGAGAAGACGAAUGAGGCGUCCGUAUUGACCACAGCGCUAGUGUCUGCAGAGAAGCCAGCCAGGCAUUUUGAUAGGUACCUCUCAGUUGACGCCUUCAAUACCAGAUCCCUUCCCAACGAGAUGGUGGCUGCCCUGCGUUUCUUUGAGCACAACAAGAAGGAUAAGCCGGCAUUGCACUGGGGAGAGGUGGACUUGGUGAAACUUGGCCAGUACAUCAUCUCCCUGUGUGCUGCCAUUCGCUGCAUCUUUGAGGGUGAGCCACGCAUGCUGGUGCUCUCCUCUCCCUGCUACAUACUGGGAGAUCUUCACGGGAACUACCGAGACCUGAUCUGCUUUGAGAAGGCACUGUGGAGGAUUGGGCCGCACCUCACACCCUCCAACUUCCUGUUCCUUGGUGACUAUGUGGACCGUGGGGAGUAUGGCAUAGAGGUGGUGGCAUACCUCUUUGCCCAGAAGCUCCAGGCCCCCACUAAGUUCUUCAUGCUGCGAGGAAACCAUGAAGUGCGUGACAUACAGAAACAAUUCACCUUCUACAACGAGUGUCUCGAUAAGUUUGGGGAAAGCUUGGGGCACAAUGUUUGGGAAGCAGUAAAUAAUGCCUUUGACCACAUGCCCCUUGCAGCUGUGAUUGAUGACCAGGUGUUCUGCAUACAUGGCGGCAUUCCCAACAUUCCUGGCAACCUGAGUGAGAUGGAGAAGAUUCCCUGUCCACUGAGUAACCCCGAGGUGGAAAGUGAUGUGGCGUGGCAGGUCAUGUGGAACGAUCCCAUUGCGCCGGGUGACAUUACUGAGAGUGUCAUUGAGGAAUUGUCACAGAAUAAUGGGUUUGCCUACAACACCAAGAGGAACACGGCCUGCGUCUUCAACAAGAAGGCAUUUAACAACUUUCUGCACAAGAAUGGCAUCACUCAUGUAGUCAGAGCUCAUGAGGUCAAGCAGUCUGGCUUUGAGGUCCAGCAGGGUGGCCAGCUCCUAACGGUGUUCUCGUCGUCCCACUACUGUGGUGGCAGCAACGAGGCAGCCUGCAUCCUUCUGCACAACCACCGCAUCAGAGCCAUUAGGAUUGACACGUCGUAGAGGACAGGAAGGCACAAAAACUUUUUUUUUCUUCUUUAUUGGAUGCAAUUUAACAUGACAGUUGUUGACUCACAAACUGGUGUCUGAUCUCAGCAAUUUUUUGUGACAGGUUUGGCUCAAUUUUUGUGACGGGUGUUUAAGGAGUAGUUUUUUUCACUGCUUAAAUAGAAGCAUUGCUGUGCCAAAGAUUAAUGUAUAGUACUAAUUUGCUAUUACAGAUUAGAACAGUUAAAAAGUAUCUUGGUUACUAAAACAAGUUAAAACCAUGCAUUAUAUUGUGUGGUAACUAACCGUCACAUUUCCUUAAAAAGCAGAACCUAAAAUUCAGAUGUUAAUAUAUUCUUCACAUGCAGAAUAAUUGUCUAAUGUGACAGUCCUGAACCAGGAAGCACUAAAAUCCAAGAUAUCAAGAACGUGUACUAUUAUUGGUGCAUCAUUUCAAAGGAACCUUCUGUAUUUCAGCAAACGUUAUACAAAAUGCCUGAAACUCAACAUUCUUAUACAAACAGGCCACAUCGUAUGCAGUCUGGCCUAGACUGUUGCACAGGUUCAAAGGGAUGCCAUGCUGCAGCAGACUGUAGGCAAAGCUGAUGUCACCCUGUCAAGAGUACAAAUAUAUGUGUGUUCUCUGUCUGUCACCAGAUGCACAACACUCCACCCAGCCCUGCCUUGUGAGCCUCACAUACUACACUGUUGCUUAUAAAUCCCACACCAUUCAAGCUGCUAUGGGGAGUGACUGGUUCGUAAACAUACUGUCAGAGUACACUGUGGGUCUGUGGAGAGAGAGGGGAGGGGGCAGUUCUUCUGUGAGGGGCUAUGCUGAAUGACGUUUAAUAGUUCCUGAGCCAUUAGUCUGAAAUGGAGAGUGACAGAAUUUUUAAGACAAGAGGGAGCUGAAACACAGACCCUUGCAAAUAAACGAAGAGGCUCACAAGAAUAUGGCUGGGUGGAAUGGUGAGUGACACACACCCCUUCAGAAACAAAUAACUUGUCAGUAUUAACCUUAGAGUAAUACUACUGAUGUUAAUUAUUAAACUUGUAAACUUAA
Portunus trituberculatus (swimming crab) is the source of this 3654-nucleotide messenger RNA. RefSeq lists its product as uncharacterized. The record is from RefSeq and is a predicted model, not a curated record. Lineage: Eukaryota; Metazoa; Arthropoda; Malacostraca; Decapoda; Portunidae. The transcript has 18 exons. Gene Ontology annotation, cellular component: nucleus; cytoplasm. Gene Ontology annotation, molecular function: protein serine/threonine phosphatase activity. Bases 69 to 2606 code for a protein of 845 amino acids.